AUGAAUUGCAGCUUGCCGUCCUUGGUGAUGUUGGCAAUCACCUCCACAGAGCUGCCCUUGCCAACUCCUCUGAGUGCCAUUUCUGCCAAAAGUUGGCCCGGCACUCAGGAACUCGCCGUCGCCGGUCUUGAUACCAAUAGGCUUGGCAAUGUGUUGUGUGUUGGUCACCACGGGCUGCGUAGACUCCUCGAUCUCCUCGGCGUCGAAACCAGCGUCGAUGGAAGCCUGCAAUGCAGCACCUCUGCAGAUCAACUCGUUAGGGUUGGUCAACUUGGAGUCAACGCUUGGAGCGUUCACCACAGUGGUUUCUGGGAAAACAGCAGCAAUGUUGGCAGCAACCUUUGGAAUGUUGGAGGUGCCUCCAACAAGCAGAACCUCGUCAAUGUCCAAAGUCUCCAAGCCAGCCUUGGCAACCACAGAUUCCACGAAACUCGACAUUCUGGUGAAAACCGCGCGACCAGACACCUCGAAACGCAAUCUGUUGAUUGUGGAGUGGAAAUCGUAUCCCUCGGCAAGAGAGUCGAUCGAAAUAGUGGAUGUUUGAACGUUGGAAAGAGUCUUCUUGGUGAUCACACAGGCGCUCUUCAACUUGGCCAGGGAUCUGGCGUUCGAGGUUGGGUCCACCUUGUAUUUUUUCUGGAACUCCUUGGAGAAGAACUCAACAAGAGCGUCGUCCAGCUUGUCUCCGCCCAAGUCGUAAUCGUGAGCAGUAGCAAGAACGGUCAAAAUACCUCCUCUGACAGCAAUAACGGCGGCAUCAGAACGGAUUCCUCCGAAAUCAGCAACAACAAACAACUUGUCCUCGUUCAAAGUGUUCUUGGCGACAAGAUGCGACAAAAGAGCAGCAGUUGGCUCGUUGAUCAGUUGCAAAACGUUGAUACCGGCUUCAGCAGCAAUCUUCUUCAAGUCGGCCUUCUGCGCAUCGGUGAAGUUGGUAGGAACGGCGAUCACAGCACCCUCAACUUUCUGUCCAAUGUAGUCCUCAGCAGCAGCCUUGAUUUGCUUCAAGUGUCUAGCGGCGAUCUCAUCAACAGAGAUCGGCUUGUCAUUGAUGGAGUAGCCAACCUUUCCGUUGACCUCGAUCGGAUGAGCAGAGUUCUGCGAGUAAGUUGGGUCGAUCUUGUCGAAACUCAGACCAAUGAAGUCUCUAAAGUUGACCACAGUGGAGUUUGGGUUUCUAACAAGCUGAGCUUGGGCUUGGGCACCGUGGUACUCGUCGUCUCCCACGUACGAAAGAGACGAGGCGAUGAACCGGUCACCGUCCGGGUUGGCAAUGACGUCAACCUUGCCGUCGUUGGCAAUAGCAAUCGACGAGGUGGAGUUACCAAAUGCAAUUCCAAUAGAAGCCAUAGUGCAAUUACUGACCACGGUCGAGAGACUAGAGUCUGGGAACGAGCCCGCGCCGUUCAAGAACGUGGCAUUUCUCGCCAGAGUGAAUGUGCUAUUCGUGCUCGUCGCGGUAGCAGACUCGUUUCUGCCGGUUGGAGUGGCAGUUGGUCGACUCACAGACACAUAGCUUGUGGUUGGCACCGUGAAGCUCAGGUCUCCCGUGUAGUAUACCUCUGUUGGCUCCACAUAGUCACGUUUUGCCAGUGUAGGAAGAGCAGGAAGAGACGGCAGCGCAGGACAGUCCACUCCCAAACGUCCCAGAACGGAACAGAAUCUGGACGUGAACUCGUUCAGGAGCGUCACCGUCGAAGUGACCGUCACACUUCCGGAUCCCGUCAUGGUGGUCGUAGUAGUAGCCGUGGUGGUUGUGGUGUCUGUUUUCGUGGACGUGGAGAGCUGUGUGGUUGUAUCCGUUUUUGUUCUAUCUUUGGUGGUCGUGGUGGUGGUUGUUUCUGUGUCCGUCUCUGUAUCUGUCUCUGUGUCGUAAUCCGUGAUCGUCUUCUUGGCAACAGUCUUGGUGGUGGAUUUGAUGUCCAGCUCCGUCUCCGUCACCGUUUGCACAUCCAAACACGUCUUCGUAGUCACGUCGUACUCCGUGUCGGUGACGUACUGGUAGUCCGUGGUGGUGAGCUUUUCCCAUUUGUACUUGGUCAGGAACUCGUAGAUGGUCGUGGGUCUCAACGUGACUUUGUAAACGGUCGUGGUGUCUGUGUCGGUCUCUGUUGCUCGUCGUCGUCUCCUUUGAACUUGCCAACUUUGUCUUUAAUGGCGUCCAGAAUCCCUUGGUCGGUAACAUCAGCGUUGGAAGCUGCAACCGACUGGUUCACAGCAGCCGGCUGGAUCUUCUUUUCUGGCGCGGAGGUCUUUGCAACCUUGACAGACUUGGUGGUCUCGUCCUUGGCGAUCUUCUUUGGUUUGACCGCCGACGACUUGGCGUCGCUGGAUGACGUUUUCUUGUUGUCCUUGGUGACUUUCUUCUUUGCCUGUGUUUUCUUAGCGUCUUUUUCGUCAGUGUCAAACUUGAACUUGAACGGAUUGCCUCUCUUUGUCAAAUGCGAACUCACAUCCACAUGA
Molecule: messenger RNA, 2463 nt
Organism: Ogataea philodendri
Lineage: Eukaryota; Fungi; Ascomycota; Pichiomycetes; Pichiales; Pichiaceae
Exons: 4
Coding region: 1-2463 (820 amino acids)
Source: RefSeq, a predicted model, not a curated record